Paraglomus occultum is the source of this 1263-nucleotide messenger RNA. Lineage: Eukaryota; Fungi; Glomeromycota; Glomeromycetes; Paraglomerales; Paraglomeraceae. The record is from the annotation of a GenBank genome assembly.
UAUUAUUUUACUAUUCAUGAUCUACGGAAAGCUGUAAUAGCGUUUGAUAUGGACAGUGAGAUUAAUGAAACGGACUGGAAGGACAAAAUAAUUGGCGGACGCAAAGUUUUCAAGAGCGAGGUUGAACGUGCUAGACGCUUCGUCAGCCUUCUGCGCGAUCUAUUUGGCAAUCUCAUGCAUACAACACAAAAGUCAAUAGCUCCCGACGUUCAAUUAGCUGCUUUGGCACUGGAAAAUGCAAAAGCCGAAGAAGAGGAAACAGUGCGGUCAAUGAUGAAUGAAGUUAUUACAUUCACAGAUGACAAUGCACAUACUGGAGCAGUUAACACCGGCGAGAACGACCCGUCUAACGAUGUGUCUAAUGGCACGUCUAAUGACAAUUUUUUAAAUUCAUCGGAAACCAAAAUGGAAUUCUCAGAAUCUUCCACGUCAGAGAUGAUGGACACUGAUAUAAACGCUGGCUUGCCUGCGUUUGGCGAAUCAAGGCCCAGUUACGAGCGAUAUAGUGCUGCGCACAUGAUGAAGAAAACUGCUGCGUUAAGAACCAGUUACGGGACAGACUAUACCGCAUCAAACACUUUUACGAGUCGUAAUGACUACAAUGGAAAAGGGAAGAAUAAAGAAAGCCACGAUGGUCCAGAUUUGGAGGGCACAUUUAUGACAUCUGCUGAACCGAUUAGAGAAGAGAAGCCACGGACAGCGUCAUCCAUGUUAUUUGGUAGACAACAGGACGUUGCUGAAUGUAUGGACAACGUUAUGUUCCAACUGGAAGCUGCAAUUACACCAACAAUAUUGCCAUCGGGGGAAUAUAUAAAUGUUGUUAAGAAUUUAUUCUAUGGUAAAACCCAACAGAUCUUGCGUUACAAGGACAAAACAACGGGUAAUAUGGUGCAAGCAAUGAAAGAAGAGCCGUUUAAUCAGUUGUUUGUGGUUGUGACAGAAGGGAGGGAUUUAUAUGGUGGACUAGAUGGAUAUUUUGAUGUAUCGAUGGUUGAUUAUAAGGGUUCGCAAGCAGAGAGAGAAGUUACUAUUAGUGAGUUGCCCCCGAUACUACAGAUACAAUUGCAGCGGGUACAAUUCGACCGAUCUACAGCAAAUUCCUACAAGUCGAAUGCUUACAUGAGAUUUGAUAAAAUUGUGUAUCUUGAUCGAUAUUUGUAUUCCAAUCGCGAAAUAUUACAAGAUCGCCGGAGAUUGGCAGCUUCAUGGAGACAACAGCUCGAACUGUUAACUGAAAAAGUCAAGGAACUUACCGAGCGUAAG